CGCCAUUUUGAAAAGUGGAGAAGGCCCUGGGGACGAGGUUGCAUACUCUCCGACAGUGCUUGCUGGCAGCGGUCAAUCUCAAAAAUAAUAUCCCAUAAUAGUAACCACGUUGUUCGCUUCCCUCUCGCACGAGCGGUAGCUUUUUGGCUUGGAUUUCCAAUAGGCUCCCAAUAUUCUGUAUUUUUAAUCAUUCUCCAUGCAGUGACAACUUAUUCAACUCUUCAUUGCUUUCUGAAGACUCACUGGGAAAGAGAGACUACUCACAGAUUCCGAGGGGUUCGCUGCAAUAAGUAUUAGCAACAUGAGCUCUGAUCAAAAAAUGGCUCCCAAUGAUAAGAAAGACUCGAGAUUCCGCGAUAUUCGUAAGGGAUCCCCAGACAGAUGGGGCAAGCCAGGGAGGCGUGAUAAUACACCACCUAAGGAAACCAACAGAAAUGACCCCCACUCUAUUCGUUGUCGCGUUUUCAUCGGCAAUCUUCAGAUGAGCCGCAAGGAACUUGAAGACAUUUUUUCUCAGUAUGGCAGAGUGGUGGGCUGCUCAGUCCAUAAUAACUACGGCUUUGUGCAAUUUGAAGAUGAAAAAUCAGCAGAUGCUUCCGUUGCAAAAGAAAAUGGCAAAGUUUAUAAUGGGAAACGAGUAGAUGUCAACUUAGCUGGUGAUAGAAGAAAGGAAAAGAUGGAUGAUCGGCCACGUGACAGAGACUCCAGACCGCCAUUUCCUAGCUUCAAUAGGAGAGAACGAGACUUUGACCGGGAAGGAAACAGACCAUUUAGAAAAUCUCCACCACGAGACAGGCCACGGUUUGAAGAUUAUGAUCGUUUUCCCUCACGAUUUGAACCACCCUUCGAUCGUCGUGGAAGGUCCCCAUCACCGCCACGAAGAAUGGAUGACCGUCCUUAUGGUAGACAUGAUGAUUACUACAUGCGCGAGAGAUACAGGGAUGAGCCCCCUCCCAGAGAACCAUACCCAAGAAACUCAUUUGACCACAGAGGUGAGCCAUUUGACAGAGAUCGGAGGGAUCCUUAUGAUUCUCCUAGGGGUCCAUACCCUGAAAGAAGAGAUGACCGGUAUGAUCGCUUUGAUUCGUAUGGAAGGGAAGGCCGUGAUGGCGGUCGUGAUUACCCUCGUCCUGGUGAGUAUCCAGGUCCUGCUAAGAGGCCAAGAAUGGAGUAUGAUGGUCCAGAUGAUAUUUACAGCAGCAGCAGCAAGAGUAUUGAGGCGCCAACGGACUGUGUCAUAGUUGUGAUGAACAAACAACAACGGGGUUAUGCAGAAAUGGUUCAAAGAAGACUGAAGGCUGUAGGAUUGGUAGUAGAUCUUCACUUCCAUGGGACACAGCCAAUCAUGGAGCUUUUAGAUGAUGUGGCUCGCCGUGGUGUUCUGUACGCUAUAGUGAUUACCAGUCAGCAUGAGGUGCAUCGCUCAGUGACUGUCAACAUUUUGCAUGGAACUCCUCAAGGUAAAGAUCAAAAACUCCUUGCAGGGAUAAAGACACACAAUGAGCAUAGAAACAUGCCUCUCGAUGAUGCUAUGAGACUCGUUGGACAAAAUUUUGAUCAGUACAUGCAAGAUCUACGUGAACGAGCUAAAGUUAGCGGCGCACGGGACAGUAACAAGGACACGCCUGCAGCAAUCCCCAAAGAUGAGAAGACCACUGAGAUAUCGAGUCUCUUGAGUAAAGCAGCUACCGGAGCAGAUCUUUCUGCCGAACAGCUAACAAAACUGAUUGACAGCUUGUCUAAACGCCAAGAAGAAAUUCUGGGAAGUUCUACAACUGCCAACGGCAAAGGAGGCAUAACGAGUAGUCAACCCAGCCAGCCAGCUGUUGACCCACAGUCCAUCGCCAAACAGCAAGCGGACCUUCAAGCAAAAAUAUUAAGCAUUUUGAAUCCUGGUGGAGGUGCCAAGCCUGCUAGUAGUAUUAGUACUGCUAGUCCCCGUUCUCAGCAGACAGGUGGUGUCACUGCACCAGCUGUACCAACUCCAGCCAAACCAACCGCACUGAGUACCACUGCAAAACCGAUAUUUCCAUUGUAUCCAACGCAACCAAAACCAGCUGCCUCUUCGGCCACUAGUGGAUUUAUCUCAACAUCUGGAGUUGCAGCAGCUAUAACGAGAGUUUCAGCAGGUGCAACAGCAUCAAGAUCAGCCUCUUCCACAGGAGCAACUCAAGUUGGAAAUGCUUAUCAAUCAGCGUCACCGUACGGUCAAACAGCUGCUUCUAUGGCAGCAAAACAAGCAGCAUCGUAUCAAUUUCCGAAGCCUACAACUCCUGCAGCUCAAAGUACUUAUACUGUGGGCUCUAAUCAAGCAGCUGUGGGAGCCUCAUCAAGUUCUGUUUAUGGCUCCCAGGCAGCUCGGCCAUCUCAGAACUACUCAAUAGGAACUCAGGCACAGUCUGGGAAGUUUGGUCAGCCUCAGCAAUCUGCAGCUACUGCCGUCACGCGCUCUCCAAUUCCUGUUGUUUCCAAAUUCAGCCCUGCUGGACAAGCUAUUGGUACGGUUGGAGCAUCAAGACCAGCUGUUAACUCGGCACAAAAUAUUGGCCGAGGAACACCUACUUCUGUGGGUGGUCCAAGGCCCGCCUCUAGUAUCAUUGCAGGCCAGGUACGAACCCCAUCCCCUGGUGUUGCCAAAGGAAGAGCUGGUUUACUAGGAGCGUCUCCAACAAGUGGAAUUGCAACUAGGGCACUUGCACCAUCUGGGGCUGUGAGGCCCCCAUCAGGCACUCCAGGUGCACGCAUGGGUGCCCCCAGAGGCCCCUCACCGGUAGGCAGAGGCACUGUGAGGACUCCUUCUCCAGCAGGCAUGCAAGGUCGAGGUGCUCCAGCUCGAGGUGGGGCAGUCCCAGUUCGUGGUGGAGCAAUCUCUGUUCGAGGUGGAGCAACUGGAGGAACAUCUGGAGCUGGUGCAACAAGACCACCAUUAACGAGUCCUGGAGGCACUGCCCUGCAAACUGCUUCCCCAAAUAGGGGUGCCCUUGCUCAGCGAGGUGCACCAACAGUACGUGGUAUUCCAAGUAGAGGGGGUCCAACUGGUGCAGCUCGUGGUACUCCACCAAGUCGUGGAGCUCCAACCCCUCGUGGUGCUCCAACCCCUCGUGGUGCUCCAACCCCUCGUGGUGCUCCAACCCCUCGUGGUGCUCCAGGCCCUCGUGGCUCUCCCAUGCCUCGUGGUUCUCCUUACAUGCGUGGUGCUCCAGGUGGUCGUGGUGCUCCUUCAUCCCAAGGUGCUCCAAUACGCCCAGUGGUCCGUGGAGGUCCUUCUGGACAAGGAGGUGCCAUAAAUCGCGGUGCUCCGAGGGGUCGAUCUAUGAUGCGUGGUGGCCCUUCAUUUCGUGGAGGCCGUGGAAAUCCUGGUGGAUAUGGUGGAUAUUGAUUUAGCAGCGUGAUCAGGAUUACUGGACUUUUUAAAUGCAGCUCCACUGAACGGACUUGUCUUUUUUCACAGUGAACAUCUAUUUCUGCCAUGACAGUUAGCGUUGCAUUGUUAUUAUGAGGUUUACGCGUGCCCUUGUUUAAGUCAUUGUGUGUCUGUUUGCUCUAUUUUCAUUUGUGAUGUGUUGUCUUGAGCAUCACUGUUGACAUCUACAUUUCUGCAUGUGUAAAAUUUUUAUCUGUAAUUUUACAGUUGUAAUCUUGAAUCUUCCCAAGUUUUUAUUGUCAACGGCUAUUAACUUGUUAAAUCUCUUAUUUAGCAGGGCAUUUACAAAAUGUAUUUUAUGGUCUUUAUGAAAUAACUAGCAGAUAUGUGACAACGUUUUAAUUAAUACAAAGCACAUUGGUGUUUGUUUUUCCAACUGUUAUAAUUAAACUUAUACAUCGCAAUCUUA
This is a messenger RNA of Orbicella faveolata, 3833 nucleotides long. RefSeq lists its product as uncharacterized. Lineage: Eukaryota; Metazoa; Cnidaria; Anthozoa; Scleractinia; Merulinidae. Gene Ontology annotation, molecular function: RNA binding. The record is from RefSeq and is a predicted model, not a curated record.